UUGAGAGCAGUUCAAGCUUAACUGCAACUACCAUAUGUCAGUAUGCGACAAUGAGUACAUCAUGUGGCGUGACAGGAACCUGCAGAGCACGUAUCAAUGUGCUUAGCUCCUACCUCGGUCCAUGACUUCAUUGGCCUUCCACAUCUAGAGCUUCGUCCGGCAUUUCGAAGAUUUCGAGUAAGGAAGCAUUUUCGUCUGUCCGAUGUCCCACCUCUUCGUCAAACCACACCUUGCCGCGCAGUACUCAUUUGCAUCGAAGACAAUCGAAGAAGACAUGGCUCAGAUACAGAACAAUCGCCAAUAUGAGCUCAUCCUGCUCGGCGCUACCGGCUACACUGGAAAAUUGGUCGCAGAAUGGAUCAGUACACACCUGCCAGAAGACCUGAAGUGGGCAAUUGCUGGACGUAAUGCGAGGAAGCUUCAGGGUGUGGUUAAUGAGCUGAAGAAGCUCAAUGCAAACCGCAAGCUGCCAGACGUCGAGACCUGCGAAUUGGAGCCAGACCAGCUCAACACCCUCGUCAAGAAGACCAAGCUUCUCAUCACCACUGUCGGUCCCUUCAUGCACUAUGGCGAGCCCGUUCUCGCUGCUUGCGCCGCCAAUGGCACUCACUACCUGGAUUCCACUGGUGAGGUGCCCUGGAUUUACGACAUGAUCUCGAAGUAUGAUGCACUUGCAAAAUCCAACAAGAGCAUCAUCAUCCCAGAGGCAGGUCUCGACUCCGUACCCGCAGACAUCAUGGCCUACGUCCUCGCUCGUGCAGUGCGAAAGAAGUUCCAAGCAGAUUGCGAACGUGUCAUCAUGACCCUCUACGACUUCAAGAGCGGCAUUUCUGGUGGGACCAGUCUGACCAUGCUGGAGCUUUUUAGCAACUACUCCCUCGGACACUUGGGAAAGAGCAUGCAUCCCUACUCUCUCAGCCCGACCAAAUUCGACAAACAACUAGACAAGCCCACUGGUAGUCCCAAUGGCGGUCUGCUUGGUCUGCCCAAUAUUGCUGAGCUUGGUGGUCUGCAGACUACAGGCCUCAUGGCAGGCGUCGACGCCUGCAUCGUGCAUCGCUCUGCCGGCCUGUACGGCUAUGGCCCGCGCUUCCGCUUCAAUGAAUACAUGCGAGCCAAAUCUCUUAUCCAAGGCCUUAUUGUCAAGUUCGCUUUGGGCAUCGUCGGACUGUUUCUCGUGCUGCCACCUACACGUUGGAUCCUCGCACCUCUGUUCAAGAGGUUCUUGAUCCCUGCGUCUGGCGAGGGUCCUACGAGGGAGAGCAUGAAGAACGACUUUAUGUCUUACCGUGGUGUAGGUGUCGCCGAGGGCAGCGGGCAGAAGGUUACAGCGAAGUUGGACGUCGGCCAUGGCGGAUACGGGGCUACAGCAAUUACGCUGGCUGCUGCUGCGAACGUCAUCCUGAGAGGCAGGCUUGAGGAGACAGAGGCUGGGAGGUUGGGAGGCGGGAUUCUCACGCCUGCGACGCUUGGUGAGCAGUAUGUGGAUACUCUCAAUGACUUUGGGAUGAAGAUUCAGGUCGACGCAUGAAGGACAGAAGUAGGAAGAGCCGAGUAUUCGCCA
Molecule: messenger RNA, 1564 nt
Organism: Macroventuria anomochaeta
Lineage: Eukaryota; Fungi; Ascomycota; Dothideomycetes; Pleosporales; Didymellaceae
Exons: 1
Coding region: 203-1531 (442 amino acids)
Biological process (GO): glycolipid biosynthetic process
Cellular component (GO): mitochondrion; lipid droplet; plasma membrane
Source: RefSeq, a predicted model, not a curated record